Messenger RNA from Dichotomopilus funicola, 747 nucleotides. RefSeq lists its product as uncharacterized. The record is from RefSeq and is a predicted model, not a curated record. The transcript has 3 exons. Lineage: Eukaryota; Fungi; Ascomycota; Sordariomycetes; Sordariales; Chaetomiaceae. The coding region runs from base 1 to 747 and encodes 248 amino acids. Gene Ontology annotation, cellular component: ESCRT I complex. Gene Ontology annotation, biological process: protein targeting to vacuole; ubiquitin-dependent protein catabolic process via the multivesicular body sorting pathway; protein targeting to membrane.
AUGUACUCCCAUGCCCCGCCCGCACCCCCGCCAAAACCACCGGGCAGCCAUGACGUUAGCCGGAUGAGCACGCCUGCGGGUGGGCCAACCCCGCGUCCUCCACCGCUGCCCCAGGAGAUUUCGAUCAGACAAGGGGGCAUCGAGAACUUCGAGGGCUCCGGCGGCGCGGACUACCGCGAUUCACAGCCCCAAGGAAUCCCAGACCCGGGAGACCAAUGGCUUCCUAAAUACCUAGAAGAUAAAUCAAAACAAGACCUUGCCACCAUUCUCUCGGACCCUACCCUACUCUCAGCCCUCACUCACGCCCCCCAAACGGCGCAUCCUUCCCUCCAACUCUCCCACGACACCCUGCAGGCGGCCCUGGCCGAGAAUACAGAGCGGGCCACGCAGCUUCUCGACCUGGAGUCGCGGCUCGGACACCAGCGGUCGGCGGCACAAGCCCAGCUACUGGCCACGCACGCGCUCGAGCGUCAGUGGCGCGCCAAGCAAGGGGACAUGGACCACGCGCUGGCGCCGUUUGCGCCGGCGAGUCUAUACCAGCGGCUCGCGCAGGGCGUGGUGGAGCAGGAAGGAGUGUGUUAUGCAUUGGAAGAAAGUUUCUUGGAGGGGGCGGACGAUGGGGUAUUGGCGACAGAACGGGAGUUGGGUGACUGGCUUAGGAGGUAUCGGGAAGCCAAAAAGUUGUAUUAUUUGCGGCAGGAGAGAAAAGAGCGAUGGGACGAGGGGCGCGUUGGUGGGUGGCGUUGA